AUGGCGUCUUACCCUUCUACUUCAUGCUGCUACCAGGGCUUCAAGCACGAGGGGCAGCCGACCGGCGAGUUGUCUCGGCUGCAGGACUUCGAAGUCUAUACCAGUUAUCCCCCGGAUAAAUCGACCGAACAUGCCAUCUUAAUUCUGACGGAUGUCACGGGCCAUGGGACUCCCAAUAUUCAGCUCGUCGCUGAUCAGUUUGCCGCGAACGGGUAUCUCGUUAUAGUCCCUGAUUUGUUCUUUGGAGAUCCAAUUCCUUUGAACAGACCGGGCGACUUUGAUAUGCAGAAGUGGCGAUCUGGGGGGGUAUCACCCCGAGGGCAAAUCCCACUUCCCCGAGACCGUGGAUCCCAUUGUCACGGCGAGCUUGGAGGCGCUCAAGACCAAAGGAUUGGCCUCGUCGGCUACUGCUUUGGCGGCAAAUACGUCGUUCGGCAUCUACGGUCUGGAAAGGCUGAUGUCGGCUAUACUGCUCAUCCAUCGCACGUCGACGAGAGCGAGCUCAAGGAAAUCCAAGGGCCGCUUGCUAUUGCUGCCGCUGAAGACGAUCAUAUAUUCCCCGCCGAGAAGCGUCAUCAGUCCGAAGCCAUUCUCCGGGAGCUGGGGCUGCCCUACCAGGUGAACCUGUAUAGUGGUGUCAAACAUGGAUUUGCAGUGCGCGGCGAUCCCUCGGUUAAGCAGAUUCGCUACGCCAAGCAGAGUGCUUUCCUGCAAGCUAUUGAGUGGUUCGGAGAACACUUGAAAGAGUGA
Penicillium chermesinum is the source of this 750-nucleotide messenger RNA. RefSeq lists its product as uncharacterized. NCBI's taxonomy places the organism in Eukaryota, Fungi, Ascomycota, Eurotiomycetes, Eurotiales, Aspergillaceae. Gene Ontology annotation, molecular function: hydrolase activity. The transcript is spliced from 3 exons. The coding region runs from base 1 to 750 and encodes 249 amino acids. The record is from RefSeq and is a predicted model, not a curated record.